AUCGACGUGCACGUAGCGGUUAAAUUGACACGCGUGCAAAUCCGCGGAACGCGACGCGGGAAUUCCCGAUGGCGAUGGACUGGCAAUAAUCAUCGGAUCGCGAUCAAGCCCGUGAUCGAACGUUCAUCGUUCUCGAUUGCGGUGUGAUUUCCAGCUUUCCUGUACUUCGCUUCUGGCGAUCCUCUAAAAUUGCCAGUUACAACGUAUAGCAUAAAACACUUUUUAAGACGCGAUAUCACUUGUACAAUACAUACUCAUGCGUAUGUGUACACAGUGAAAGAAUAACUAGAAGCAAUGUAAACCAGCACGGAAAUCGAUCGAACCCCAUUUUAUCAGGCUUUAAUGCCGGUUACAUUAUCGACGCGUAUCUGAAAAAGAAAACAAAAUGUCCGAAUACUGCGAAUAUAUGUGGUGCGAUCCCGCCCGAGGUCGUAGUAGUUUGGCCCGUAGCAUUUAUGAAGAAGGAGGCAGAUUCGAUAAACGUGAUAAGAAACUAGCCAUUAAGACUGUCAGAUCUAUACUUCGACAAAUGCCGGAUGUAGACCUGGAACAUUGCACGGAUGAAUAUAUCACGCGCUUCCUGCUAGCCCGGAAGUAUCGCACCGAGCAAGCAGCGGCUUUGAUAGCCGCUUAUCAGGCGCAAAUAACACAUCGCCAGGAUAUCUUCGGUAAUCUCACUGCCCGGGAUCCGGCAUUGCAGCGUGCGCUUCGCGCAGGUAUACCGGGUGUCUUACCUGCACGUGACAGGAAAGGUAGAUGCGUGCUGGUUAUUUUGGCGUCGCAAUGGGAUCCUGUAGCCGUGCCCGCAUUGUCCGUUCAACGAGCGAUAUUCUUAGUUCUGGAAAUACUUAUUCAAGAUCCUCGAAAUCAGCAAUCCGGUUUCGUCGCCGUGGUAGACUGGAGCGGAUUUUCGUUACGACAGGGCGGUGCAUUGGGGGCAGCGGCUCUGCGAAAUUUAAUAGCUGCUCUACGUGGGCGAUUUCCCGCCCGAUUCAAGGCAAUACACUUCCUCUCGGCGCCGCUCUACGUCCAGGCAACUCUGGCCCUGGUGAAGCCAUUUUUGGAUGAGAAGACACGAAAUAAGAUUUAUCUGCACGGCAACAAUCUCAGUACGCUUCACGAACACCUGCCAACGGACAUCCUGCCGGCGGAGCUCGGUGGAACGGGGCCAGCCUUCAACCCGGGAUUAUGGGCAGAGCCGGUCAUCCACUCGGCGAUGAAAGAGGCCGAGCUCGCCGCCGCCGCCGCUAAAAAGGGAAAAGACGAUCAUGUCGACAUGCAAGAACCGGCCAACCUUCGAGACGGAUCGGAAACCGCAAACGAAAACCAUCAGAGGAGCGAUGGCUUGGACGUUCCAACGAACGCGGAUAAAACAUUCUUGAAUAAUUCCGACAAUUCCACAAAACUCUCUGGGAGAGCGCUGCAAAUGGAUGUAGAGCUAGAUGUAAUAAAUAAGCGAUUGAACAAACAGAAAGAGGCGACGGGAUCAGUAAGAAAUAACGAGGACAGAAUUAAGGAACAAUUACACGAACGAAUCAGUAACGGAAAGAUAAACGAGACACAUCAGUCUGAAGAUAGAACAGAUCAGUCCAAUAUCAUUGACUUAACGUUUUUUGACGCGGAUAUCAACUUGAACGAGUUUGAGAUGAUUUCCAAUAGGUCGUGUAAAGAGAGCAAGGACAACUCAUUGGAUAAUAGAUUAGAAGAAAGAGCUCUCAUCACCAACGGCAACAGCGAAACACCGUCGGAGAAAACGAAUCUCAUAACGUAAUGUCGAUCUCCAUAGAUCUAAGUAUUUGUAAUACUUACUGAUAGAAAUCUAUCUUUUCCUGCUAAAUGAAUUUUUUAUAAGUGACGCGAAUCUCUAAAUAACGGCUCGAACAGUUUCGAGAUAUUAUAUGAGUAAUUUUAUGAUCGCAACAAAUUCUCUUGUAGACUAUUUUCUAGAUAUAAUUUGGCUCGAUGCUUUUCUGGUUAUGGAUUUUCGCUUUCUUGGAAUGUAUAAAAUCAGGAGAUGAAAUUUUUAUAUUGACCUUAAAAUACUAUUAGAAGUGAAUAUUAUAAGCGCACUGAAAAGUCGAAGUCAAGUUUUUCAAUAAUUUUUAUCCUUGAACUGUAUUUAUAAA
This is a messenger RNA of Atta colombica, 2126 nucleotides long. RefSeq names its product clavesin-2-like. The record is from RefSeq and is a predicted model, not a curated record. The transcript is spliced from 7 exons. NCBI's taxonomy places the organism in Eukaryota, Metazoa, Arthropoda, Insecta, Hymenoptera, Formicidae. Gene Ontology annotation, cellular component: membrane. The coding region runs from base 386 to 1771 and encodes 461 amino acids. Gene Ontology annotation, molecular function: phosphatidylinositol bisphosphate binding.